Molecule: messenger RNA, 285 nt
Organism: Miscanthus lutarioriparius
Lineage: Eukaryota; Viridiplantae; Streptophyta; Magnoliopsida; Poales; Poaceae
Source: the annotation of a GenBank genome assembly
AUGGCCAAGGCCAGCACCAGCAGGCUGCUCUUCUCGCUCUCGCUCAUCGUCCUUCUUCUCCUCGUGCAGACCACUGCUCCCCAUGGACAGGCUGAUGCCAUCGACUGCGGCGCGAGCUGCGCGUACCGGUGCAGCAAGUCGGGGCGGCCCAAGAUGUGCCUGAGGGCGUGCGGCACCUGCUGCCAGCGCUGCGGCUGCGUCCCGCCGGGCACCUCCGGCAACGAGGACGUCUGCCCCUGCUACGCCAACAUGACAACCCACGACGGCAAGCACAAGUGCCCGUGA